AUCACAUACGACCACUUUUGAUCACAUGACAAAACAUGGCAGCCUCCAUGAAAUUUCUUGCUGAUCAGUAAAAAAAAAACCCAGCAGGCUGUCUACAAUGUCGAUGAAUCAGUGGAAGAAAGACCCUGGCCCUCCGAAAGAGUGGCAUGACUGGGUCAACGAGAUCUUCUCUCCCGCAUUGAAUCUGGAGAAAGAGUCCAUAAUGGAAGGUGUUAACAAGGAUGGUGUAGUAAAGUCAAAGAUAAAAAGAGUGUCCGUGUUGGAUCCCGAAACAGUUCAAGAAGUGUAUGAGAGGGUGCACAUGAUGUCUGUGAUGAAUGACGAAAUGAAGACAACAGGACUGAAAAAGACCACAGGCAUCAAACAGUCACAAUCAGCUGAUCUAUCAUUGAUCAAGGAAGAAAAGAAACCCCGAUCUGUGGAAGUAAAUGUGGAGGAGUCGUGCGUCUGGGACUCACAGGAAAUAUCAGUGUUGCGCAAAGUUUUCAAACAAGUCAAAGAGGAAAACGUAAAACUAAGUGUGAAAAACAGAGAAAUUGAAAAAAGAAACAUGGAAUUAGAAAUGAAAUACAACUCACUCUUAAAAGAAUUGGACGACAAAAACUUCAAGUUGACAGAGGUUGUAAAAGCUAACUCAAGAAUGAAAAUUCACUGUGAACAUUUACAAAAAGAACUAGAUGAAACUAACGUUAGAAUGACAGCCCUAGAGCAAAUAUUCAAAGAAAUAAACACGGAGAAAGCAAAAAUGGUCAAGGAUGUUCAUGAAUUAAGACUUGCUGCUGACAGGGAACGUAUGGAAAAAAACUCCAUUCAACUCAAACUGGAAUCAGUUCAGCAUCAGACUGCUAGUGAAAAAAUUGCUUUGGAGGAGGCGAUAAAAAUACAGUGCCGUGAUCAGGUUGCAAACCUUGAGAAAAACGUGAUGGAUUUAACCAAAGAACUGAAUAAAGAGAUAAAAGCUCACAAGACAACCAAGCGUGGCCUGGACCAUCUCAGGAAUCACUUUGCCAGUUUGCCUUUGUCACACAUUGUGCCCCCUAAUUCUGUAAGCAGUGACCAGAUCAGCCAGUUUCAGUACUAAUUGUGCCAUUUAUGUUACAUAUAAAUUUUUAAAUAAAAUUGUUCUAUUUAC
Molecule: messenger RNA, 1132 nt
Organism: Ostrea edulis (European flat oyster)
Lineage: Eukaryota; Metazoa; Mollusca; Bivalvia; Ostreida; Ostreidae
Exons: 3
Coding region: 98-1081 (327 amino acids)
Source: RefSeq, a predicted model, not a curated record